Molecule: messenger RNA, 1235 nt
Organism: Elephantulus edwardii (Cape elephant shrew)
Lineage: Eukaryota; Metazoa; Chordata; Mammalia; Macroscelidea; Macroscelididae
Gene: GALE
Product: UDP-galactose-4-epimerase
Exons: 10
Coding region: 10-1056 (348 amino acids)
Biological process (GO): beta-D-galactose catabolic process via UDP-galactose, Leloir pathway
Cellular component (GO): cytosol
Molecular function (GO): UDP-glucose 4-epimerase activity
Source: RefSeq, a predicted model, not a curated record
CCAGGUGCCAUGGCAGAAAAGGUGCUGGUAACUGGAGGAGCAGGCUACAUUGGCAGCCACACGGUGCUGGAACUCCUAGAGGCGGGCUACUCGCCUGUGGUCAUCGACAACUUUCACAAUGCCAUCCGUGGAGGGGGCUCCAUGCCCGAGAGCCUUCGGCGGGUGCAAGAGCUGACGGGCCGUUCUGUGGAGUUUGAGGAGAUGGACAUCUUGGACCAAGCAGCCUUACAGCGUCUCUUCAAGAAGCACAGCUUUGUGGCGGUCAUCCACUUCGCAGGGCUCAAGGCUGUGGGAGAGUCCGUACAGAAACCUCUGGAUUAUUACCGGGUCAAUCUGACAGGGACCAUCCAGCUCCUGGAGAUCAUGAAGACCCAUGGUGUGAAGAACUUGGUGUUCAGCAGCUCCGCCACCGUGUACGGGAAUCCCCAAUACCUGCCACUAGACGAGGCCCACCCCACAGGUGGCUGCACCAACCCCUACGGCAAGUCCAAGUUCUUUAUCGAGGAGAUGAUCCAGGACCUGUGCCGGGCAGACAAGACCUGGAAUGCGGUGCUGCUACGAUACUUCAACCCCACGGGUGCCCACGCCUCUGGCUGUAUCGGAGAGGAUCCCCAGGGCAUCCCAAAUAACCUCAUGCCUUAUGUCUCCCAGGUGGCGAUCGGGCGACGAGAGGCCCUGAAUGUCUUUGGCAAUGACUAUGACACAGAGGAUGGUACAGGCGUCCGGGACUACAUCCACGUUGUGGAUCUGGCCAAGGGCCACAUUGCAGCCUUGAGGAAGCUGAAGGAGCAAUGUGGCUGCAGGAUCUACAAUCUGGGCACAGGCAUAGGCUACUCAGUACUGCAGAUGGUCCAUGCCAUGGAAAAGGCCUCUGGGAAGAAGAUCCCAUACAAAGUGGUUGCUCGACGUGAAGGUGAUGUGGCCACCUGCUAUGCCAACCCUAGCCUGGCCCGAGAGGAGCUGGGCUGGACAGCAGCCUUGGGGCUGGAUAAGAUGUGUGAGGAUCUGUGGCGCUGGCAGAUGCAGAAUCCUUCAGGCUUUGACACACAGGCCUGAGGACCCUCCUGAGAUAGACCAGAAGAGGAAAAGAAAGGACUGCCUGCUCUCAGGUUCCCGGCAGGAACCCGGGUGUCUCUGAGAUGCUGGGCAAAGUCAAGGCUACCCCUACCUCAACACCCAGUUUGGCCGGCCUCUUAGCCCACCAGGCCUGAGGCCAAGGGCUCCACUGACCAGGA